Messenger RNA from Heteronotia binoei (common prickly gecko), 6290 nucleotides. It is a transcript of the gene RTN3, whose product is annotated as reticulon 3. The transcript is spliced from 10 exons. Gene Ontology annotation, biological process: endoplasmic reticulum tubular network formation; neuron differentiation; brain development. NCBI's taxonomy places the organism in Eukaryota, Metazoa, Chordata, Lepidosauria, Squamata, Gekkonidae. Bases 124 to 3042 code for a protein of 972 amino acids. Gene Ontology annotation, cellular component: neuron projection; postsynaptic density. The record is from RefSeq and is a predicted model, not a curated record.
CGCGCGUGCGCUGCACGAUCCGGCGGUUGCUGUCUCGUCAGUCAGCGCCUGACCGUUGAGAGGGGCGGUUGUGCGGAGGAGAGGUCUUGUUUGCUGCUGUCGCCGCCCGCCGUCAUCGACGCAAUGGCUGAGCCCGCCACCCAGUUCCCCUAUAUUUCUUCCUCCGCGGGAGGGGGCUCCUCGGAGCCGGGAGGACGAGACGCCAAGGGGGCAGGUUCCCCUCAGUCUUGCGCUGAUUCCUUUGUUUCUUCCUCUCAGCCUGUCUCUCUCUUUUCGACCUCGCAAGUUUUCCACCAGAGUUUUGAGCGUAACAUCGAUGAGAACCAAGAGGGCCAGCAGAUUGCUGAAGGGUCCAAAGACAAUCUACUGUGUGCAUCUCUCCCUUUCUCUACUCCGGACCCUCAAGAAAGGACAACACCUCUGACCGAAAAAUUGCCCUCAAAAGCUGCAACUCUGCCUUCUUCCGGAUGCUUUUCAUCGGCAGACUUCCAAGCGUCUUGCUUGACACAUUCAGAAAACCAGAGGGAAAUGAGUGGUAAACCAGCACCCUUAUAUGCAGAAGAAUUCAGUGAUGGCAAGAGAUGGAGCUAUUUUAGUGGGACCAGUGAAGAUUCAGGAAUAGAGGCAGCUUCUGUUGGAUCUCCUGGCCCAGAAGAACCCUUAUUCUCUGUUGUAUCCAAAGCUCAUAAUAAUGAGCCAGUGAAUCAGAAUGGCUCUCUUGGGCGUGAUAACUCUGUGGGAAAAGUCAACACAGGCAAUACAGCUGAUCUGAACAGCCAUGACGAACCCAAACAACAGGCUUCAGGUGGAGAAUCCAAAUUUACUGUAUCGGCCAAGCCACAAGAAGGGUCUGAGCAAUUGCCCACAAGAGUUGUGCAUUCUCCUUCCUCUUCUUCCUCCUGCCCUGCAGCCCCUGGUGAUGCUGUUGUGGACAAAGAUUCUCCCGAAUCGCCUUUUGAAGUAAUUGCCGGUAAACUGGAGUUUGAUAAAGAAUUCAAAGAUGCCCUUGCCAACAACUCCAGUGACAUCGGUAGUAACUGGGUCAUGCACAGCGAACGGGAGCUACUCACAGAUAUCCCAGAAGAUGGCAUUUGUGAGUUUCGAGCCAAACCUCGUGGCGGGGGCAGAAUUCCACCAGGGCCCGGGCUGUCACGCCAGUCUUCAGGCACGACUGCAGCACUGGAGGAAGUGUCCAAAUGUGUCCGUGAGAUGCACAACUUCACGAGCGAGAUGAUGAGUUGGGACUUGAUUCCCAAAGAUCUCGGGGAAAAGACAGCCAAUUCAACAAGCUCAGACCACCCCGCAUUGCCUACCAAAGAGGGGGGUGGGAGCAUAGGCAAGGCAGAAGCAGGUAAAACUUCCACUCCUUAUCAGCCUCUCAAGAUCAGUGCCCACCAAAAAGAAAGGACACCUUCGGACAUGGAAAAGCAGUCAUCUCAGAAACGAGUGAAUGGAGAGACAGCUGCAGUGAAAACUGCCCCUGCAGUGGAACUGAAGGCUGAUGUCCGUUGGCCAAAUCCAGGCUUGCCUGAAACUGCUGAUGGUGACAGCUCCGGUGAGUCAGAUGACACUGUAAUUGAGGACAUUGUGGCAGAUUCAAUCUUCCGAGGAGAGAAGGGUGCAGAGAGCAACAGGCACCCUCAGAAGCCAGUGUCUGAACCAACAGCUUCUGUCAAAAAGGAGAAUGGAUCAGGCAAGCCAGGUAAGCCUGGCCAAGGAGCUGAAAUGCCAUCAAAGACUCUGGAGGGCAACUGGGGAUUUAUUGAUGACUUUGAGACCAUCCAAACCAAAGCUGACAUUCUUGGAGGAAGCCCAGUUGGUGCACCACAGUUCCCUAAACUGUCCAGUUCAAGCUUACCUGGUAAGGAGGUACAGGAUGCGAGUGGUCGUGAGCAGGGCAUUUUUGGGAAACAACCCAGAAUCGAAAGCAUUUCCCCCAAAGGAACCCUGGGUUUGGACAACGUCAAAGAGGCUGUUAGUCUAGAUGCUCCGAACAGCGAGAGUUUUAUGGACUUUAUGAAGGAAUGCUUGAAAUUCAAGGGGAAUGAGUCCCCCGAAGACCCCGUGGAAACGUUCUCUGAAGCAGAGCUAAGAGCAGCGAGAUCCGAAGUGUCAGCUCCACACUUCCAGCCGCCACCCAAGGCGGCUCAAGAUUUUGAGCAGGAACACCUCACCAUCAAGGCCCUCAAAGAAGCAGGGAGAAAAGCGGAGGUGGGGAAGCCAAGCAAGUUCUCCAUGCCAGGGGCAAGGCAAGCUGGGCAGUAUGGCGAGAGGUUGCUGGAGCACUCUGCGCCUCCUCAGAAGUCUGCCUUGGAGAAGAGGCCCCUCUGCCUCGAGCAGGCCGUGGAUGUGAAAUUGGCUCCUGCCUCUGCUAGCUUUGGCAUGCAUGAUGUUCCCCGGGCGUCACCUCAGGCCCCUCCUCCUGAGCUUCCCAUACCUCAUGCUAUAGCGAAAUUGCUGGCUGAAGUCUCAGUGCGUGAUCUGAUCUUCUGGCGGGACGUGAAGAAGACAGGCGUCGUCUUCAGCACCACCCUGAUCUUGCUGCUCUCCUUGGCCGCCUUCAGCGUCAUCAGCGUCAUCUCAUACCUCAUUCUGGCGCUCCUCUCUGUCACCAUCAGCUUCCGAGUCUACAAGUCCGUCAUCCAGGCCUUACAGAAAUCCGAAGAGGGACAUCCUUUCAAAGCCUACCUAGAUCUGGACAUAACCCUCUCCUCAGAGACUUUCCACAACUAUAUGAGCUCCGCCAUGGCACACAUCAACCAUGCCCUGAAACUCAUCACCCGCCUCUUCCUGGUGGAAGACUUGGUGGAUUCGCUGAAGCUGGCAGUCGUCAUGUGGCUGAUGACAUACGUUGGGGCCAUCUUUAAUGGGAUUACCCUCCUCAUUCUCGCGGAGUUGCUGGUGUUCAGCCUCCCAGUUGUUUAUGAGAAAUACAAGACCCAGAUCGACCACUACGUCGGGAUCGCCCGGGAUCAAAUCAAGUCGGUGGUUACAAAGGUCCAAGCAAAAGUUCCCGGAGUCGUGAAGAAGAAAUCCGAAUAACCCUGCAGGGAGUCGAGGGCCAGCCACCGUUUAAAACGAAAUGAGAAAAACAACCCCCUUUGUGUCAUAGCUAUAAUCAUUGUUACUUGUACCUAUGAAGGAACUUGCCGAGUCAGCUUGAUGUCUGCAUUCCAAGCUUACUGAUUUUAUUUUUUAUUAUUGCCCCCCCCCCCCCCCCAAUUCCCUUUUAAGCCUAAACACUGGGCUCAAAAUACACUGGACUACACUCAAACUGGUGUCAGGCAUUGGAAGCUGUGGGGGGAGGAGGAACCAGCGCUCCAGGCGCCCCUGUCUCGGAGGGAAUGGUGCGUGUAAAAUAAGCUGCUGGAAGCGGGUGCUGUUACCUGGCUAGCAAUACGCAGCUCUGCUCAAUAGGAACGGCUUUGAAUUUUUUUCUUACAACACCAUGUCAGGCUGAAAUAGCUGUAUGAUGAUGGUAGCUCCCUUAUUUUCCCUCUUUCAUCUCUCACCCAAUACCCACCCGCCCUCAUGAGUGGAAUCCUGGUGUUAGCAUUGGUGCAGCGUUCCACUAAAGCAGAAGGUGCGUCUGUCCUUUUGUUUGCAUCUCUAAGCUCUUCUGUCUUUCUGGCAUGGAUUAAUCUCUAAUGCAAAGCCAAGCUUAAGGGAGCUUUUUUUUCUCAAGCCACAGCCCCUGUUCCCCUCCCUCUGUCCCACUGAAGGAAAGGGGGAUUCUCCACCCCGUCUCCCUUAAUGACAUCAGUUCUGCUGUUUGGUCUGGUUCACCUUCCAGACUGUCUCUUCUCUCCCCAGCCUUGCACUGAAAUCCAGACAAACCAGUCCUUCAGUCUUAUCCUCCCCCCACCCCCGGAGGUUAAUAUGGUUGUAGUUUUUCGAUUUUGAAACAAAAAUGUCUGUAACUGCUGUACACGUUCUUUUUAAAAAGCUAUUGAAAGAAUCUGCAUGUGAUUCCUCAGCUACCAUAAUAUCAAUGCAGUCCUUAAAAGAAGUGGGGAGAAGAGGAGGUAGAACCGUGGAUGCACAGGGGCAAGGAAUUCGAGGAUGUGCAUGGAGAGCUUGCCUGGCUUAACCACUGCACUAGGUUAAAAUCUUGCUGCGGUCUCCCUUGCCAGCUUCCAGGCAAGAUGGGGAGCUUCAGGUAACCUGAGUGAAAAUAAGAGGGGUGCAGGGCUGGUUUGGCACUCAUGCUGACUAGGGGGGACCCAUUCAGUGUUGGGAGCUGGGCAUAGGGAACAGAGAGAAAGACAAUUGGCAGCUAAAACUGACAAGGACCAGCUCAGCUCCCACUACUCUGAUUGUUCCCAGAGUGGAAAAGAUGAGAGCUUGGGAAAGGAAGGUAUAAGAAGGCGGCUUGUCUUGUGUUCAGGCUAUGCAGGACUCACUGUCCCCUGCAGGUCAGCUUCCCCGUGCUUCUACAGUCUUGUUUUCAUGUUGCAACUAGGGGGUUCCACUUUUUAUAUUCCAAGCCGAAUAAAACCCUGAAAAAUACCUUAUUCGUCUACCAAAAUAGGCACACCCGAAUAAAAGCUGAUGUGAUUUGGCUUUUACUUGGGCACAGCUAGAAGGCUGAGUUGAUUCAGCGGCAUGACUCUGUGAGUCAACUCAGCAAGCAUUUAAGUUUUAAAUCGCUGUUUAGUUGACUCCGACACAACCCCUAUCAAAGCCCCUGUACCCUUCUUUCCUUGUGGAUCACUUCCUUCUGCUGGGUCAAACCCCAUCUUCCUGGAGCGCUGCAGUCCCAACUGAGCAUCCAAAAGGUGCCCCUGGGUAUCCGCUCAAACAUCCAGGAGCCUGCUUCCCAACUGCCCCUUCACUGCUGUCAAGAGCAAGCCUCUCCCUUUUGCCUUCUCCCUCCUGCAAAAGCACCUUCCCAGGGUGCUGGAGACCCUGUUCUUUCACUGCUUGUACCUCCUGGCCUUCCCUCUAUUACCACCGAGGGUCAGUCAGCCGGCACAACCCCCAUCAAUUCCCUUUUUCCUUGUGGAUCACUUCCUUCCCCUGGGUCGAACUCCACCUUUUCGGGGUCCUGCAGUCCCAACUGAGUAUCCCAAAGGUGCCCCCAGGUGCCCUCUCUAACAUCCAGGGGUCCACUUUGUAACUCCAUUGCCAUUGCAUGCAAGCCCUCCGUUUCAUCUUCUCCCCGCUACAAAAUCACGUUCCCAGGAUGCUAGUUGCAGAGCAGCCACCGAGCACACCCACUAUCCACAAGUCAGCAGCGACACAAUUCGACAAGUCAACUCAGCAAGCAUUUAAACCUUAAAUACCUCACCCGUUAUACCCUGUGGGAAUAGUCCCUAUAGGACAUAAUGGAGCCAAAUAAAUGCAAGCUUUCGGAAUAUUUACCCAAAUCCCAAUACGAAACCAAUAUUGGUAUUUGGAGAUACUGAUGUUUUUCAAGUCCAGUGGACCCGAAUUUAGGGAAAAUGUUUUGUUUUGCACCCCCCCAGUUGCAACUUGCAGGUUGGGGAAGCACCACCGCAGGCAGAGCAUCCGAAGGAGACUUCAUGCAUGCAAACUUGGCUUGUUGCAGUAGCCUUGGAAGCCACGCAGGCACACGUUGCCUUCCUGCCCGCUUGCCUGGUAGGAAGUAGCUGGGCGUUGAGCAUCCUGUUGCAAUGGCUGACGCCUGCCAUCGCUCGCCUUCGUGUUUCGCAGAUCCGAGAGCCAGCAAACGCUGUAUCGUUCCAACACUGCAUCUGUUUUCAGGCCGCAAGGGGAUUUGAAGGUGUAUCUCGCAUUUUUUUAAACUUGUAACAGGAUGGGUGUGUCUCGGUGAGAAGUGCACCAGUGUCUGAAUUCUGUGCUUCUGCUCACAAACACGCCUUCCUCCUCCCACUUCCUUCCCUCCUCCCGCAGCCCAAGGAGGAACUUUGCACUGUCUUGUUCCAAAUCUCUCCUUAGCCUCCUCCUCCCCCCUGCUUCCAAGGAGCUCUUUUCUCUGCACUGGAAGCCCUUUGGCUCACCUCUUUCCAUCUCUUCUGUUACUGCUGUGUUUGAAUACCGUGAACAGACCUCUUUGUGCCAGGUGGGCUUAUUUUUUUUUUAAAUACAGAAAAAUGUACGUAGAUGGAGAAAAAUGACAGAAACCUUACUAACUCAGCUCUUGCAUUUUGUGUGCGUGUUUGUACUGUGCGUGCAGCAGUAAAAAAAUUUUAAAAGGCCGGUAGUGCCAAGGGAACAAGAGAACCUGGCUGAGGUUUCAAGAGAAGUUAAUGAAACAAAUGCAAUUUGAUGUGGUAUUAAUAAAAGAGCACAAAGUACAAAUUCCA